AUGAGUAAUGGGGGUGGACCUGGAGCACCAUCCAAGCUUUCUAGAGAGACGGUGAGUCUAGGUAAUGGAAAGGCUUAUAAAGUCCAAAAGAUUAGGCAACGAAAGAUUUUUAGUUGUAUUCCAUGCCAUCAGCGCAAAAUCAAGUGUUCUCGUGAAAAGCCAAUCUGUUCCAGUUGCAUGAAACUGUUUUCAAAUGUUGGUGAUCAAUCAGGGGAUGCUUCUGAAUAUUGCAAGUACUACAUCAACGAUAAGAAGACAAACUUAUUGAAAGACACUCCAGAGAUAGAGUUUCUGCAUAAUGGAAUUGUUUCCAGCUCGUACUUAACAGCUACCCAAAAUCAUCAAUCACAGCCACACCUACAGUCACAACCCACAGUCGAUUUCCCUCAAAACACUGCCAUCAUUUCUAAACUGUUAGAAGGACUUCCAGCUUCAAAAAAUAGAUACUUUGAACUUUUACAGAUAUAUCAAUAUUGUAUACACCCUUUGUGUCCAGUUGUCAACAUGUCAGAGUUCAUGGAUAAGGCUCAACUAUUUUGGAAGUAUGACUUGAAAGAUCCCAAAAAAGCGGUUCAGGUUAUCAAUUCAUCGACCAGUACAGAUCUAGAACUACUGGCAGGACCCCAAUUGCUCAGUUUUGUCCAAUUGUUAUAUGCUGUGUUUGCCUGCUCGUCUUUAGCCGAGUCUGCCUUUAAUAUUUAUCACAACCUUUCUUCGGAGACGAAAACAUAUUACAAAGCAUGCACCGAUGUCAGAUACCACCUGGAGAAUAAAUGCAAGCAUUAUGAUCUGGAAACGUUCCAAUCGUUAGUUCUGAUUCUCAUUUUAGGUCUCAGGUGGAACGUAGUGCCACUCGUGGAGGAAGUUGGUAAAACAAUCAGAGCUGCCCAACUAUACAGGCUAAACAGAGAUCCAAUGCUGUAUCAUAAAUUAAAGAAUGAGGAUUCUAUCAUGUUGCGACGUACUCUCUGGUGGUUGAUAUUCUCCCUAGAUGGAAGGGUUUCUCAUGUAUUGGGACUACCUCCAAUUCUGCGAUUGGACGAUUUUGACACUUCCAUGUCAAUUUUUCCUAAUGAUAUUUAUCGCAGGUCCAUCUGCACAGCCGAGUUCCGUUACAGUUGCAUAUUGAGUGUCAUCUCCCGAUAUAUGAAUGGAAUGUCUGAAUCAUUACCCCAAAACACAGUUAACUUCUUGACUAGGAAAAUUUGUGAUCUGAGCGCUAUGUGCGUUCACAAUAUUGAAGAGCUGACCAAUGAACUGGAAUGCAAUGCUCAAAGUAACAACAUGACUUCUCUUUUGCACUACGGAAUCACUUUAUUGUCGAUUAUUCCGGACAGAGCUUUUUUCCAUCUAUACAAUAGUGCUAAUAGCUCUGGCACAUUUGACCCAAGCCAGUUCAACAUGCAUCUACUGAAAGUUGAUUAUCAUCUAACUGCGUCUGACUUUUAUUAUCUGAAGUACUCAUACACCGAUCUGAGCAAUGCUUUAUUACCAUCUCUAAUCCACUAUAUUGCCGGUUUUAUUUCUCUUUAUGACAGCACUUGGAUACAGAAGCCUCUAGGUCAGAAUUCCGUCUUGAGGGAAUUCAGUCACUUGAAUUGGCAUCUGUAUUCUUACGUUCCCAUGAACGAGCUGAUCUACUUAAUGAUCAUUGUCAUUAACAAUUUCGGUCAAGGCGACUCGCAAAUUUAUCCUGAAAUCGGAGCAUUUAACUACGAUCUCAACCUCAAGUUAUACCUGAUCAACAAGGCAAUCAGUAUUCUAGAAACUUACUGGAAAAACCACGGAGAAUUGGGUAAGUUAGUAGACAUCUUGUUGGAAUCAUGGAGUUUCAUAAAGUUAUCUCUCUCAAUUGAUGUAUCAAAGAUAAUGGUGCUUGAGAGAGACGAGGAAAUAGCCCAUUUCAUUCCACAGCCAUUCACUAAAGCAUACAAGUCCACCUCGUGGCUCAAUCCUGUUCCUGUUGGUGUAGACAUGUUGGAUCCGAGCAAUAUGGAGGCCCAAUCGCAUCGACCAAGCUCCAAAUAUCAUCAUGGUGGAUUCUCCCUUUUCGAAAAGCAGCCUCAAUACGAUCCAUUAGAGUUAUUCAUCAAGCAUACUGGCGAAUCAGCAUCUAUCCCACAACCAAUUGGUGGCACUAUAUCAAACCUAGACAUAAAUAAUUCCCAAGUACUGAAACAGUUAGAGGUGCAUCGUUUCCAGAUACGAGCAAAAUUUGCAGCUCUGGGCGAACUGUACGACAGGGCAAUUCAUUCCAUUUCGGACAAUCCUAACGGCGAGAUUGUACUGGAUGUAAUGUCCUACUCCAGAGACAUUGAGAUUGCCAUGCUACAGCUCAUCAAGGCUGCAGGGGUAUAG
Komagataella phaffii GS115 is the source of this 2358-nucleotide messenger RNA. RefSeq lists its product as hypothetical. Bases 1 to 2358 code for a protein of 785 amino acids. Gene Ontology annotation, molecular function: DNA binding; DNA-binding transcription factor activity, RNA polymerase II-specific; zinc ion binding. Gene Ontology annotation, biological process: regulation of DNA-templated transcription; DNA-templated transcription. The transcript has a single exon. NCBI's taxonomy places the organism in Eukaryota, Fungi, Ascomycota, Pichiomycetes, Pichiales, Pichiaceae. The record is from RefSeq and is a predicted model, not a curated record.